Gadus morhua (Atlantic cod) is the source of this 704-nucleotide messenger RNA. Its product is annotated as dihydrolipoyllysine-residue acetyltransferase component of pyruvate dehydrogenase complex, mitochondrial-like. The record is from RefSeq and is a predicted model, not a curated record. The transcript is spliced from 5 exons. The coding region runs from base 180 to 704 and encodes 174 amino acids. Lineage: Eukaryota; Metazoa; Chordata; Actinopteri; Gadiformes; Gadidae.
UAAACCGUCAUGAUGCGUACAUUUGUUGUUUCAUUUAAAUGCUAUUCCUAUAAGACAAGGCAAAUGGUCAAUGGCUCAAUUCUGUUUUUUAUUUCUAGGUUUGUGUGCCUCCUCUGGUCCUGAGGGAGUGCUUUGUCGUGCUAAACCCUAUCCGGUUUAGCACUGACAAGUUGGCUGCGAUGGAUCGCAUUGUUCCAUCCAACCUUGACGUCCCCAUGGGGAAUCGCUCAAAGAAACGGAAGGUGGCACAUGGAACCACGGCUGUGGUCUCCAAAGGAAAGAAGGCCCGCCUUGAGGCACUUCAAACUCCAGCAAGGAUUGCCAAACCUUCGAAGCUGGUACCUCCCCCUCGACCUGUUCCAGAAGCUGCUGUACCAGCUACUCUGGAGGGCGUACCUCCUCCUCGACCUGUUCCAGAAGCUGCUGUGCCAGCCACUCUGGAGGGCAGCGUCUUUGUGCAUUCGAGCAAGUUUGCUCAACCGGAGGGGGAUGACAAGACUCUGUGUGUUGAUGAGUGGCCGUUUCUUCAAACAGAGUUUUGUGAGAAGGUGAACCAGCCAACUGCUCGGGUUGUCUCUGGACAGAGAAAACAAGAGGAGCCAACACCUUGGGGGCCAAAAGUUGUGAUGGCCCAGGCUGAUAAACCAACAGCCAAUGAGACCAGCUUCUUGGGAUGUUCAACCAAGGUAAUGACAACAAUAUAA